Messenger RNA from Aspergillus welwitschiae, 1491 nucleotides. RefSeq names its product major facilitator superfamily domain-containing protein. The transcript is spliced from 6 exons. The record is from RefSeq and is a predicted model, not a curated record. Gene Ontology annotation, cellular component: membrane. Gene Ontology annotation, molecular function: transmembrane transporter activity. Gene Ontology annotation, biological process: transmembrane transport. The coding region runs from base 1 to 1491 and encodes 496 amino acids. NCBI's taxonomy places the organism in Eukaryota, Fungi, Ascomycota, Eurotiomycetes, Eurotiales, Aspergillaceae.
AUGAAAGAAGAAUCCCCCGUCCCCGCAGCAAUGGAAGCAGAAAAGUCCUCCGGAGCGGCAUCCCACGUCGAGGAUGCCGAGAAGAACAGCAUCCACCCCGGGGAAUCCCUCGACUACUUUACUCCGAAGGAAAAGAAAAGACUCAUGCGGAGAAUUGACAUUCGUCUCGUUAUCCCACUGGGUUGUCUAUAUUGUAUCAGUUUGCUGGAUAGGACUAACUUGGGAGCUGCCUCGGUUGCCGGGAUGCAGGAAGAAUUGAAGAUGAAUGCCAAGAAUAAUGGAUACAGUAUUAGCUCGUUGGUCUUCUUCAUUACCUAUACCGUGUUUCAGCCCCCCAUGACGGUGAUUAUUCGGAAACUCGGGCCUCGGCUGUUUCUUUCUGCUAUUGUUCUGCUAUGGGGAGUGGUAAUGAUUGGCUUUGGCAUGUCGCCAACAUGGCCAGUGCUAGCUGGACUGCGGGUCAUCCUUGGUGCUCUGGAAGCAGGAUUCUACCCAGGAUGCGUUUACCUACUAAGUACCUGGUACCCUCGCUUCGAACUACAGAAGCGAAAUGCCCUCUUCUACCUGAUUGGCAGUACGGCAUCCGGAUUUGGCGGUAUCCUCGCCUACGGACUGAUGCAAAUGCAUGGAAUUGGCGGAAAGUCCGGGUGGAGAUGGAUCUUCAUUACCCCACAGAUCGAAGGCAUCCUAACCUGCGUAAUGGGCAUCGGCUCCUACGCCAUCCUAGUCGACUUCCCCGAACAAUCCCCCAAGUCAUGGCACUUCCUCAACGAAUCAGAGGCCGCCUACGUGGUAGCUACGAUCGAGAACGACCGAUCAGACGUCUACAUGGAGCCAUUCACGUUGAAAGGCUAUCUCCGCAGCGGCGCAGAUAGUAAGGUCUGGGCAUACGCUGCCAUGUACAUGCUCACCACAGCGAACAGCUACUCGAUCGCCUACUUUCUUCCCAUCAUUCUGGAGGAAAGUAUGGGGUUCUCGGUUGCAAAGGCCCAGUGUCUGGUGGCUCCUCCGUAUGUUGCGGCGGCGAUAGUGAUGUAUACGCAGGCGGUAUAUGCCGAUAAAUGGCACCUGAGAGGACCGAUCAUUGCUGCGAAUGCUGCUAUGGGGCUGGUUGGACUCGCUCUGCUGGGAUAUCUUAGUGAGUCGGGGCCACGGUAUUUUGGUGUCUUUCUGGCGACUAUUGCUGCCAACGCGAACUGCCCAGCCUUAGUCUCAUGGCAGAGUAACAAUGUCCGCGGCCAAUGGAAACGCGCCUUCACAUCCGCCACCCUCAUCGGCGGGGGCAGUAUCGGCGGGAUCAUCGGGACAACGGUCUUCAGGGCCCAAGAUGCCCCGAAUUAUAGGCCCGGGUUAUUAACCACUAUGAUCGCUAACGCGCUGGUUAUCGUAGUUGUGGCAGGACUCAGCUUUAAGUUCUGGCGGGCGAAUCGGCGGGUUGAUCGUGGGGGGAAACCGAUCGAGGGGUUGGCUGGGUUUAAGUAUACAUACUAG